This is a messenger RNA of Dimorphilus gyrociliatus, 1351 nucleotides long. Lineage: Eukaryota; Metazoa; Annelida; Polychaeta; Dinophilidae. The record is from the annotation of a GenBank genome assembly.
AAUCAUACAUUGUUCUUCAAAGGAUAGUCUUUUCUAGAGUUUCUUCACUCCAACCCAGAUAAACGAAUAAAUACUAACUUUUCUCGUCAUUGCGGUGCUUCUUAUUGUUGACGAACGGUUAUGUCCAUUGGAAUUUGAGAGUCACAGAAAAAAAGAAGGAAAAUAUGACGAUGUCCGCAAGAGAACUCUUACCUACUGGUCUGGUGCCAAGUCACUAUUAUUCUUCCGAUAGACCUGCUCCUCUUUUUCCGUACACUGCCGCCUUCGCGAGCUCUAGCAGAGAUGAAAGUUCCGGCAUGCUGCACGAUCAAGUUCAACAGGCUUCGACUGGAGCCGGACCACCGCCUACCUCCUCCUCAAUUAUGCCGACUGCAUCUUUCGGAUUUACACAGGAACAAGUAGCCUGCGUUUGCGAAGUAUUACAACAGGGUGGAAAUAUAGAACGUUUAGCCAGAUUCCUCUGGUCACUACCCGCAUGCGAACACUUGCAUAAGAACGAAUCGGUUCUCAAAGCUAAAUCGAUUGUUGCAUUCCAUCGUGGAAAUUUUAAGGAACUCUAUAAACUACUCGAGAGUCAUCAAUUCUCCGCGCAUAACCAUCCAAAAUUACAGGCGCUAUGGAUGAAGGCGCACUACGUAGAAGCAGAAAAAUUAAGAGGCAGACCAUUAGGAGCUGUAGGAAAGUACAGGGUUAGACGAAAAUUUCCAUUACCACGGACAAUUUGGGAUGGCGAAGAAACAAGUUAUUGCUUUAAAGAAAAAUCGCGGAACGUAUUACGGGAAUGGUACGCCCAUAAUCCAUAUCCUUCACCAAGAGAAAAACGGGAAUUGUCAGAAGCUACAGGCUUGACAACAACUCAAGUGUCGAAUUGGUUUAAAAAUCGUCGACAGCGAGAUCGCGCCGCAGAAGCCAAAGAAAGGGAUUCAGCAGCCGCCUCUCAUAGCGACAGUGCCAGUUCACCUCCUCCUCAAACCGAAAAGAAGGAAAAUGAUUCACCAAAUGAUCAGAGGGGUGGUAAAUUGGAGGAAAAUUCGAACGUCUUAGCCGCCCACUCGAUAAACUCGCAAAUGUUCGCCGACUACAGCAAAAUGGCUUUGGCACCGCAUAUGAUGGCUAGUCUUUCCUCCGCUAAUAUGGCAGCAAAUUCCCAGCCGCCAGUUAUGACUCCUCACUCCGAUGUUGGAACGAUGCUCCCAGAUUACCAUAGUUUGUAAUGUGCCAUUUUCUGAAGCUAAACACUAUAAGCAAAGCGUAUAAACACUGAAUCGAGGUCAGAGCGAAACCCGAUAUUCUACAGGUGUUGGUAGACUGAGAGCAUAUAUAUGUAUAUAUAUAUAUAAAUGCACGAACA